GGCGUGGCAAUGGGGAAGAAGCAGAGUCGAUGCUUAUAAAGUGCAGCUAGCUACCUUGUGUGUUAAAACUAAUUGCUCCGAAACAGAGGACACGAACUAUCGCUACAUCGGAAGAACUGACGCAGGAAGAGACACAUACAUACUGUUGCCAGAAAAGCAGGCUCAGACAGUCGCAUCCUGAACUUGUGGUUUGAUGUAGCCUACAUUAGCUACAAUAUAGCGGAGUAUUGUAAUUGCAAUGGGUUCAAGGGAGUUUUUCAGCCGUUUUGAACCAGUGGUUCCGUUUAGCACUCACAAUGAAGAUGGGUACGGCUGUCAUGGAGGCAGCAGACAUUGCUGUGGUGGUGCUGUACUUCAUCCUGGUGCUGAGCAUCGGGUUCUUCGCCAUGUGGAAGGCCAACCGGAGCACGGUGAGCGGAUACUUCCUUGCGGGACGCUCCAUGACGUGGUGGGUGAUCGGAGCGUCCCUGUUUGUCAGCAACAUCGGCAGUGAACACUUCAUAGGCCUGGCUGGGUCGGGAGCAGCCAGCGGCUUUGCUGUGGGAGCAUGGGAGUUUAACGCUCUUCUCCUGCUGCAGCUGCUGGGCUGGGUCUUCAUACCUGUGUAUAUCCACUCUGGUGUGUACACCAUGCCGGAGUACCUGUCCAAACGUUAUGGGGGCAAUAGGCUAAAGGUGUACUUUGCUUCCCUUUCUGUGCUGCUCUACAUCUUCACCAAGAUCUCUGUGGACUUGUAUGCCGGGGCGCUUUUCAUCCAGGAGUCACUGGGCUGGAAUCUCUACCUGUCCAUCAUUCUGCUCAUUAGUAUGACCGCACUGCUUACGGUCACCGGCGGCCUGGUUGCGGUCAUGUACACAGACACCCUCCAGGCAGUGCUGAUGAUUGGUGGAGCUCUCAGCCUGACCAUCAUCAGCCUGAUCAAGGUCGGUGGUCUUGAAGGGGUUCGGACCAAGUACAUGCUAGCUGUCCCAAAUGUAACGGCUAUCCUGGCCAGUGGGAACUUCACCCACUCACCCUCCUGCCGCAUCGAGCCCAAGCCAGACUCCCUGAGGAUCCUCCGGGGCCCGCUGGAUGAGGACAUCCCCUGGCCUGGCUUCCUCUUAGGUCAAACUCCAGCUUCCAUCUGGUACUGGUGUGCUGACCAGGUCAUCGUCCAGAGGGUGCUGGCUGCUAAGAACCUCGCCCACGCCAAGGGCUCCACGCUGAUGGCUGGCUUCCUGAAGGUCCUGCCCAUGUUUAUUAUCGUUAUCCCCGGGAUGAUAUCCCGGAUCUUGUUUGCAGACGAGAUAGCCUGCAUUGGGCCAGAGCACUGCCUGGCUGUGUGUGGCUCUAAGGCGGGGUGCUCCAAUAUCGCCUACCCGCGGCUGGUCAUGGCAGUGAUGCCUGUGGGACUGCGAGGGCUGAUGAUGGCUGUGAUGAUUGCGGCUCUCAUGAGUGAUCUGGACUCCAUCUUUAACAGUGCUAGCACCAUCUUCACCCUGGACAUCUACCAGAGUGCUAGGCGUGGCGCGUCCCAUAAAGAGCUGUUGUUGGUGGGCCGGCUGUUCGUGGUGUUCAUGGUGGUUAUCAGCAUCGCCUGGGUCCCUGUCAUCAUCGAGAUGCAGGGCGGCCAGAUGUACUUGUACAUACAGGAAGUAGCCGGAUACCUAACCCCGCCCAUUGCCGCCCUCUUCCUGCUGGGUGUGUUCUGGAAGCGCUGCAACGAAAGGGGUGCAUUCUGGGGCGGUAUGACCGGGUUUGCGCUGGGUACCACCCGGCUGAUCUUGGCGUUUAUUUACCGAGAGCCUCCCUGUGACCAGCCAGACGACAGGCCUUUCUUCAUCACACAUGUCCACUACAUGUAUGUGGCUGCUGGGCUGUUCUGGGUGUCUGGACUGGUGGCUGUGGUCGUCAGUCUCUGCAACCCUCCUCCAGAUAAGGAGCAGAUCCGCACCACCACAUUAUGGGGCCUGCGUAACAUGGGAAAGCUUCUCCUCAAAGACUGUGAGGAGAUGUACAAGCUGACGGAUAAGAGCCCUUUGCAGUUGAAUGGGAAUGGAGGCCUCUAUAAGGAUCUGCCCCCAGACAUCUGCAAUGCUAGGUGUCUAGAUGGGGAGGACGUCAAGCUGCUAGCUCCGCCUUCUGACUUUGACCCCGCGACUCCCAGCGGCGAGACAACCCCGGAAAUGACACUAGCAACGCCCACCACCCAGUUUGAUAACGGGCACCCAGGGCUAGUGCAUGCAGAGGAAGGUUGUGGGGAUGAGGAGGGUGGGAGGUGCAUGCAGCUGUUGGAGUGGUUCUGUGGGUUUAAGGAAGCGGCAUAUGAUGCCCAUCCCAAAAGGACAGUGGAGGACGAGAGAGCCGUUAUGGAGAUGCUGUACGAGCCACCCAGAACCAAACUGCUGCUCAACUGUGGCCUGUUUCUCGUCUGCUCAUUGGGAAUAUUCCUAUUUGUCUACUUUUCUCUAUAGACUGGGCCAAAGGAGGGGUUGUUGGGGAUUGUUUCAAGGGAAGUUACAAUUUUCUAAUAUUUUAUGAAUCUGAAGUUUAAUAUUUACAGUGCAGCUUCCUAACAAGGAUUCACUAAGCUUUUUGAAAUCAUUCUUUUGAAACAAUUGAAUCUUCUGUCUUGUCUCAAAACUCCGAACCUCUUCAACUCUAUCCUGUACUUGUCAUUUUUGUAAAGUGCUUGUUGUUAAUGUGACUGACAUAUCUAUUGUGAUUUAUAGAACUGUGGUAUUCUAUUUGAAUGUGUGACAUUAGCAUUAUUUAUAUUCACUUUUUAUAUUUCCUUGAACAGUUGUUUCUGUGCUAAAAGUGUUAUUGGGACCAUUGACUUUGUAGUGAUGUUAGCUAUAGCACACCCAUAUAUCUGAAUGUCUAUGUACUUUGAAAAUGUACUGUAUGUGGUAUACGAAUAGUGUGUUCAGACUUUCCAUGUACUACUAUGUUACUAUAUCCUUAUCAGCACAAUUGGUUAAGAUGGGUGAAUUCCUUGUUUAUUACAGCUUAAUAGUGUGCUGCUGUGUUAUUCCACCAGCUCUUCUAUCGAGAAAGUUUAAGAAACCAUUUUAAGGCCUUUUUGUUAUGCAGAGAUUACCUCAAAGCCACCACCCUCUACCACAGAUGGAGAAUAAAACUCAUAAGUGUUUUCCCUUCCUAAUAGCAUUAUAUAUGGUGAUUGCAAAUGCUUAGAAUUUUUACCAAAUUAUUUAGUUAAUGUUUGUCCUAUUACUUUUUAUUUUCUGAUGUUUCCAAUUCCUAAGAAUACCCAGGUGAGUUGCUGUAGAAUGUGUAAAAAUGAUUUUCUUAAGUAUAAAGAUGAAAGUUUGUCAACAUGAAAAACUCUACUUUUUAUUAUAGACUUAUUGUAGCAUUGCAAGGAAUGGAACAUACAGUAUCAAUGCUCGUAGUUUGUCAUGUGUUUAUGAUUAGGUUAAUAUUUGCAAUUUCUUACUGUUUGUCUGAAUGUUGUAUCUUCCACAGUUAAUGUCAUGACAUUUGUUCAGUAAGCUAUUUUGGUAACUUAGUGGCAGAACACUAAAACCAAGCCCUGUU
Messenger RNA from Salvelinus namaycush (lake trout), 3540 nucleotides. RefSeq names its product sodium/myo-inositol cotransporter-like. The transcript has 2 exons. Gene Ontology annotation, cellular component: plasma membrane. Bases 297 to 2453 code for a protein of 718 amino acids. Lineage: Eukaryota; Metazoa; Chordata; Actinopteri; Salmoniformes; Salmonidae. Gene Ontology annotation, biological process: myo-inositol transport; transmembrane transport; inositol metabolic process. Gene Ontology annotation, molecular function: D-glucose:sodium symporter activity. The record is from RefSeq and is a predicted model, not a curated record.